Molecule: messenger RNA, 3147 nt
Organism: Drosophila sulfurigaster albostrigata
Lineage: Eukaryota; Metazoa; Arthropoda; Insecta; Diptera; Drosophilidae
Gene: Syngr
Product: synaptogyrin
Exons: 5
Coding region: 549-1271 (240 amino acids)
Cellular component (GO): neuromuscular junction; synaptic vesicle membrane
Source: RefSeq, a predicted model, not a curated record
CAUAUACACUGUUAGUCCUGCGCGUUGGCCGUUCAGCAAGAAAAAGUAAAAGUGAAAAUCUGGCCCUUGAAAUUUGUGGAUUAUUCAUUAAUAAUGCAUGAUUAAUAAUAAAGAAUAAAUUGUGCGCGUGUCUUUUGUUUAUUUUGGAAUACAAACGGUUACGAUACUUGCAAUUAUUGCGCGCGAGUGUGUCAUAGAACAAAAAUAGAGUAUAAAGACGCGAAUCCCAGUUUGGAUUUUGCAAUUCCUGGUGUGCUGUAAUCUAUAAUUGCGAUAUACUACUACACAUAGCACAAACACACGCACAGCUCAUGAUUGUAUACGUAUACGAGAACAAGCAGCCAAACAUAUACCAAUAAAAGCAACGACCAAGACGCCCCCACAUUGCCCUUGAGCUGGCGUUGUAGAAGCAUUCGAUUUUUUACAACAAGACGUGAAAAACUCGAGAGAAAACCCCACAACGACUGACGCGCUUACUAUACUUAAUAAAUACACAUAGACGCAUAUACAAAUAACUACAAUAAAAACAAAUACAUUUAGCAACGGAAAUGGAUGUACUCAAUCAAAUUCUCAACAUUAAUGCUGGUGGCGCCUAUGGCGGAGGCAAGGCAGGUGGCGCCUUCGACCCCGUCACAUUUGCCAUGAAACCUCAAGUUGUCAUACGUGCCCUCUGCUGGCUCUUUUCCAUCGUCGUAUUUGGUUGCAUAUCCUCCGAGGGUUGGGUGGAAAAGGAUGGCAAAGAGUAUUGUCUAUACAAUAACGAUGGCAUGGCCUGUAAAUUUGGCAAUACAAUUGGCGUUUUCGGCUUUCUCGCCUCAAUGGGCUUUAUUGGAGGCGAGUUUCUGUUCGAGCGCAUGUCAUCGGUGAAGAGCAGAAAGCGUUACGUCAUGGCGGAUAUGGGAUUCUCUGCUGCUUGGGCAUUUUUCUACUUCAUCGCGUUCUUCUAUUUGUGGUCCCAGUGGAGCUCAGCUCCCAUGCCACCCUAUGGCAUUGGAGCCGGAAGCAUGAAGACAGCUAUUGUCUUUUGCUUCUUCAACAUCUUCAGCUGGGCCUUGUGUGCAUUUAUGGCUUACAAACGUUUUCUGAUUGGCGCUGGUGAUGAGUUCACCUCGGCCUUUGAGACUGAUCCGGCCAAUGUGGUGCAUCAACAGGCAUAUAGCUACUCCAUGGACAAUGAUAAUGAGCAGUAUAGCGCCUCACCAUUUGGCCAGCCCCAGCAGGGCAUGGAGCAACAACAGCCGGGCAUGGAGUAUCAGCAACCCACCUACUAAACGAAGCGAAGUGUAUUUGUUAGCCUCAGUUGCGGGCAAGUUGUGCUCCUCAUCCGUUUUCGAAACCCCUUGAUUGGUAGCGCAAAUGGCAAAUACAAUUUAUACACCAACUAUUUACAACUAUAGUACACAUGUUGGGAUAACUUAAUACACCGAUGUGAAGCAUAUACGAACAACAACAAAAACAAAACAAAACAACAACAACAAGAACAAUGCCAUUCAGCGAGCUUUAGCGAGCAUAAAAGUUUAGGAAAGCUGAAAACAAAACUGCUUAGUUAAAAAGCCCUAUCCUUAUACAGAAUAAUAUUAAUGAUAAUAAUUUAUAAGCUAGCCCCUUAAGUUCAGUGUGCAGUUUUUGUAGUGAAAAUUUGUUGCAAUACUUAUAUACAAUUAUGAUAUAUACAUACAUACUACAAAUACUAUAUACUUAUGCUUUAAACGUUGUUAGUUAUUUAGUAGUAUAUGUAUUGUAUUGUAAUCAUUAUUCUUGUGCAAGGCCCUGGCCCUCAAUACUCAAAUACUCAGUUCUGGGUUUUGGCUUGUUUACGAUGACAAUAGCUUGACAACAAAACGUAUAAAACAAAAAAACGCAAAAUAGCAAGCAAACAUGUUUUUUAGAAAAAUUUACACACGCCAGUACAGUAAAAUAAUAUAGUAAUUGAACCCACACUAGUUAACUAGCAGACAUCAUGGAAAACUGCUCAAAACAUAUCCAUUAUACAACCGCUUUCUUCUACAUGCGUUUUCUCUAUUGAUCUCUAUUUGCAAAAUGGUUCUUUGUAGUGCCCGAAAGCUACAAGAUCCGUGGCCAGGGUCGCUUUAACUUAGCGCAUUGAUAAAAACAAUAAAAAACAAAAUAAAACUCAACGCCAAAUUGUAAAUUCUUAAAUUGAACAAAUGAUGGUUAAACUAAAAUAGAGUGUGAAAAAAGCUCAGAAAAAACGUAUUUACAAAAAUAUAUUUUAAAUGAGUUUUGCCUUGGGGACGAUUUUAUCAACUACAAAGCUUAUAAUUCUUAUACAUUUACAGUAAUAUUGCAAGUGUUUUGAAAAUCAAACGAAUUUUACUGUAUGCAAAAGUAUGCUGGAAUUCUUGUUUAUAAAUUGUUUUUAAUUCGUACUGGAAUGAUCUGUUUACUUUAUUUGCAUAUUUGAAUAUCAGUAUUAAACCAUUAAUCGAAUAUUCGUUUGAAAUGUGAUUUGUUUAAGUGCGCUACUUACCUAAUUUUAACGUAUAAACUUAAUUCAUUUCGAGAAGACCCCAAGGCAAUUGUUGACCCAAAUAUAAAAUGUAUAGUAAAAUAAAAUGAAAUAGUAUUUCAACUAUGCAAUAAAAAAUACAUCAAUAUCAAUGAAUGUAAACAUAUUUAAUGAAUAAACGUAAAUGUUUGUUUAAAGCAUCAUAAAACAAUUAUGAAGAACUAUGAAAAUAUUUGUUAAAUAAAAAUAUAAAUACAUUUAUAUAUGUAUAUUAUAUAUUUAUGUAUUGUACAUUAUAUAAGCCAGCUAUAUGUAUGUUGUAUGUGCAAAAGGCUAAGCAAAAACAAUUGAAUAAAUUUAACUAUUCUAUAUUUUAAUUUAUCAAUGGAAAAGAAUAAAAUGCUACAUAAUCGUUUAAAGUUUCGUAUUGUAGUUCACUUGACGAUAACAAAACUGUCAGAAAACAUGCAACUGAAACAAAAUUUGGAAUGCUCUCGCUCGAUAAAACGAGAUCAGAUAAUUUUUGAAGCGAACCAAAUAACACAAAUUCAUAACAAAAAUUUUAAAUUAUUUACGUAGAAAUCGUGAGCGUUAAAAAUUUAAAUACAUUAUUGCAUUCAAUGGCACACUCAAGUUGACAACCCAAUAAUACUAAAACCAUAAUUUAUAAAAUUAAA